CCGGCCCGCGGCGCGGAAGGCUGCGCACCCUCCGGGCGUGUGCCCCGACAGCGGCGGCGGCAGCAGCAGCGGGAGGAGGCCGUCGGGCAGCGCUGGAGUGAGCGGGCGGCAUGGUGUCCUGGCGGCGGAGGCCGGGGCCCGGCCUGGCGCGGCUGUGGGGCUUGUGCUGCUUGGUGCUGGGCUGCUGGUGGGGCGCGCUAGGCUGCCCCGCGUCCUGUCGCUGCAGCUCCUGGCGGAUCUGGUGCGCGGAGCCGGUGCCGGGCAUCGCCUCCUUCCCCGUGCCGCAGCGGAGCGCCGAGGAUGACAAUGUCACCGAGAUUUACAUCGCAAACCAGCGAAAAUUAGAAAGUAUCAAUGACAAUGAAGUUGGAUUUUACGUUGGACUUAAAAAUCUGACUGUGGUGGAUUCAGGCUUAAGGUUUGUGUCCCGUCAGGCAUUUGUGAAAAACGUCAACCUACAAUACAUCAAUUUAUCCAGAAACAAGCUCUCAAGUUUGUCCAAGAAGCCUUUUCGCCAUCUGGGUUUGUCUGAUCUGAUACUGGUGGACAAUCCAUUCAAGUGUUCCUGUGAAAUUAUGUGGAUUAAGAAGUUUCAAGAGACCAAGUUUUACACAGAAGCUCAGGAUUUAUAUUGCAUAGAUGACAACAACAAGCGGACAGCCUUGAUGGAUAUGAAGGUCCCAAACUGCGACUUACCCUCAGCAAACUUAAGCAAUUACAACAUCACUGUGGUGGAAGGAAAGAGCAUCACACUGUACUGUGAUACAACCGGAGGGCCACCCCCUAAUGUGUCCUGGGUGCUCACUAAUCUUGUUUCAAACCACGAGAGUGACACAAGUAAGAAUCCUGCCUCGCUAACCAUAAAGAAUGUUUCAUCCAUGGACAGUGGACUGUGGAUUUCGUGUGUGGCGGAGAACAUUGUUGGAGAGGACCAAGCCUCUGCCGAGCUGACGGUAUUCUUUGCACCAAAUAUCACAUUCAUUGAAUCUCCAACCCCGGACCACCACUGGUGCAUUCCAUUCACUGUGAAAGGGAACCCUAAGCCCACAUUGCAGUGGUUCUAUGAAGGAGCUAUACUGAAUGAGUCUGAAUACAUCUGUACUAAAAUACAUGUUAUCAAUCAAAGUGAAUACCAUGGCUGCCUUCAGCUGGACAACCCUACUCACCUGAAUAAUGGUGCUUAUACCUUACUGGCAAAGAAUGAGUACGGAGAGGAUGAAAAGCGGGUUGAUGCUCAUUUCAUGUCAGUGCCCGGAGAUGGUAGUGGCCCAAUUGUGGAUCCAGACGUUUAUGAGUAUGAAACCACGCCUAAUGAUCUUGGAGACACCACAAAUAACAGUAAUCAGAUCACUUCUACGGAUGUUUCCAACAAAGAGAAUGAAGAUAGCAUCACUGUGUAUGUUGUGGUGGGAAUUGCAGCACUGGUAUGCACUGGCUUAGUAAUAAUGCUCAUUAUUCUGAAGUUUGGAAGACACUCUAAGUUUGGGAUGAAAGUUCAUGGUGAAGUAAAAGGAGUUGGUCUGGUAGAUCAAAUAUGGCUUUCGUUGCAAGACUGCGACAAUGAAGAACAAGUAACUGUGACUGUGAACAGUGAUGUACAUAAUAACUCAACUGCAUCAGAUAACAACAGACUGGGUUUUGUUUUAUUUCAUAAGAUCCCACUGGAUGGGUAAAUGAAAUAAGAAAAAGAUGAGAGAGGUGCUGUUGAGCUUGUUAUGGAAGCUGUAUGCUGCACACUAGGGAGUGGACAGUGUUCUUGCCCAAUGAAGUGCCACCUCCCUUGGACUUCUCUUUUAGACGUUGGUUGUGUUUAGAAAACUCCAUAAAUACUUUCAAGCCAGUAGCUGUUUUUCAAGAACAGGGCAAAGCUAAGCCCUGAGGCAGCUAUAAAACUCAAGUCCAGAAAUAAGCUACCACACUCUUUCUUAUUGCCUUGUCCUCACUGUGUCUUCAAAAUGACUUUGAGAUGAAAUUACAUUAUAUUGUUUUCCUAUGUCAAUUUUUUUCUCUUUGAACUUAACUAGAAAGAUGUUGUUUUUAUAAAUAAUAUUUAUCAAAGGUGAACUGCAAAGUUGCUCAUGUAUUUUUGCAUAAAUGGCUCAUAAAACUCUUCCACAAACAGUUUAAGUAUGUAUGUAAACCCAUUGAUUUCACUGGGAAUACUGACAUACCUAAAGCUAAGUUCAUGUAUAUUUUGAGGAUAUAGCCUUAAAUACUAAAGCAGUAAAUUGCAGAGUUGGCCCCGUAAAUCAUAUUUAAAUAUGUGGUUCCACUGACUUUGCCAGGUAGAUGCUGAGUCUGAGCUGUAUGGAUAAUGAGAGCAAUACUGUUCAUCACUGUUUUUGUGUUUUAACCACCAUUCAGUCAGGCCAUGCUUAUACAAUAAUGUCUGUAAGAGCACAGAGCUUCAGUAGGCUGGAAUGCUGAUUCUGAGCCAAGAGCAAGAGUAACGACACUAUACUGUUGGUCCUUCAAAUUGUAUAUUUAUAAAAAUAUACAACUGUUCAUAGAAAAGUAUACUGUCCCCAGGAAUCUUUACUAUAACAAGGAAGGUUUGUAAAGCCAGAAGCAUUUUGCAAGAACAGGGAUGCAUUCGGGCAUAUUGUUAGAUAUUCAUUUACAUGCUACUUACUUAUUAAGUCCUGAGUUUAUCAUUUGAUCUUUUCUGUUUAAGGAAUAGUCAUAGGAAAGGUGAGGUUUCUGUUUUUUAGCUGAAAGUUAGUUAGGAAGAUUAGCAGCAAAAGACUGAAGUAGGUGAAUAUAUUUCUAUGAAUUCUGAUUGCAUUUCUGAGCUUUUGAUUUUAAUUCCUUGAGAAACAAGCAAAAGAUUAUAUUAUUUUGUCUCUUCUACAUUUGAUUUUCAUUUUUUGCUUUUUUUUUUGCUUUUUAAUUCCAAAUGUUUUCACUCUUCCACUGAAAAACUGUUGUCAACAUCAGUGUUUUUUUAAAGUAUUCUCUAUGCUUUUCUUUCUACAAUAGUGUAUAUUGUAUCUUCUUUUUUCUUGUCUUGACCCUUAUGCUCUUUUUCGAAACACUUAAUCUCUUUUUGCCUUUAAAGACUCUUAGUCCUUUGAGUUGUUUUCUUAUAUUCUCUUCAGUCUCUGACAUACAAGUUCUUUCUUCCUGCUGUGGUUGAGUUUUGCAAAUAUUCUUAUUAGUCAAGAAGUAUGUCCAUAUUUGAAUUCUUCAGGGUCUGUGUAGUGAAGUAUUUCCUUUCUCUUGUAACUGGUUGGGGAAUGGGAGCUGCAAUUGCUAGAUUGCUUUACUGCCUUCUCCAAAAUCUGUCCCAAAGGUGUGUUGUUUAAAAGAUAAUGUUAAAGAAGAAGGCAGAGCUGGGAGCCUAAAGACAACCUAGGAAUUGUGGUGUCUUUGUCACCCUGCAAAUUCUGUCGUGAUUUUGGGAGGGAUGGCAGCAAUUAAGGAUAUUCAUCAUCCUCCCUGUUUGAAUUUAGAUGUCAGCAAGUGUUCUGCCAUUCCUCAGAAAAAAAUAUUAAGAAUGUCUGCCUUUUUUCCUCCCUCAGUCUGUGUGAAAAUGAGCUUGCUUUAGGGUGAUACUUUCUAUUCUGCUACUGAUUCUUCUGUAACUUUCUUUUAAUUAUUUCAUUCUCAUAUUUAUUGCUUACUCUUUCCAUUUUGAAAUAACAUCCAAAGCCACUGAGAUGACUCUAAACUAAUAGGAAAUCAUUUAGAUCAUCAAUAUUUGAACUAAAGUCAGUGGAGUUACAUCAGAUGUAAGUUGGAUCAUGAGCAGAGCUUGACCCAGUAGCCCAGAUUCCAGUCUUAAAUUGUGCUGGAACAAAGUCAGCUUAUUUCAGUUAUGUAUUCACAAUUUAUUGCCAAAUAAAUGAGAUGAGAAUCUGAUCCCUUUUCUUUUGUCAGGGAAAAUGCAGACUUGCCUAGUUGGAAUUUGACAGAUGAUUUUUGAAAUAUUUCAUUUUAAAUGGUAGUUCUUUAUGAUUUAUUAUAUUUAUAUGCAUAAAUGUGCACAGGUAUUGAUUUGGGAUUUUACUUAUUUUUUUGUAACUUAUUUUGUAGCACUUUGCAGUUCAUCUUUAUGAUAUAGGAAUAGGUUGGACCUUAAAGUAUUUCAGCAUGUACUUACAGUAUUUUGGAUUUCACAUAAUCAUGCAGGUAACUUUAAUAAACCAGAACUGAUUUAUGCACCAGCAAAAUAUAUAUUUAUAUAUAUAUUGUACAAUUUUCUUUGUAUGUAUUUUGUAUUCUCUUUUAUAUUAGUCUCUCAGUGCACUGUUAUUUGAUGCAGAUAUUCACAGAACCUUAUGGAUUACAGCACAUGAUUUGUUACUAAUUAUGUCUUAAUGCAGAUGUUUAAUGCUUAAUGGAGAAAGAUAAUGUGUUCGGAAAAUGGUUUCAGUAUGUGGCCAGAGCCUCUUAAAGCUAAGGGAGCUAAACUUCUAAUGUGGAAAUUAUAGUACCUCCUAGCUCCUGUUUUUCAGCCUGAUUGUGACAUUGCUUUUAACUGUUCAGAUUCUGAUCGACUCAAACAGUGUUAGUUUAGAAAGGGCUCAGUUGAUUACAAAUUCCUGACCUCCUUAAAAUAAAGUGACACUCAAAGUAAGAAUCAUGCAGGAACCAUUAACAUGGUAAAAGUUGCUGAACAGCAAGGAUUUGAUACUAAAAAGCUUUUAUAUUGUUUCACUGAGCAAUAAAAAAAAAACAACUAUGAAAUGUUUAAAGGCAGAAUUGGUAUUUUUUUCUAAUAUGCCAGACAUAAAACCUAAAAUAAAAGCAUAUUCCUAAUGCUCUGCUAGAAGGGAUUUAUGCUCAAUUUUGCUUUAAAUUGGCAUAUAAUGUAUUCAGAAAACUACUGAGAUAAAAUGUUGAACAACUUAAUGGGCAGAUUAGCUGAGGGACUAGACGGAAUCCUGGGGGUGAGUUUUGGUGUGAGGCAGGGCAUGUAACCAAGGCUGUUAAAUAAACCCAUUCCAGUUGAAUUUGGUGGAAGUGGUCAGGUCUAUAUUGGAAAGGAGUGCAUUGCUCCCAGGCAGAGGCCUGGGUUUGCGUUGUCCUUGGUGUAGUUGUCUGCUAUGUAAAGCAAGGUGGGUGCCCACAGGAAGGCUAUUCCUGCAGAAAGGUGCUUGGGGACCAUGUCCUUUUUUGAUGGAAGUCACAGAACUUGCUGCCAAGGAGGCCACUGUGAUACAUUUGCAAUGUGUCUGGGUAGCAAGGCGCUCCCUGUCCUUUCCACUCCCUUUGAGUACAAGCUGGGUCUCUCUCACAUAGCAGUGAUUCUAGAAAGCCAUUAAUUUUGGCAGGAGAAAGAUCUUGGAGGCAGCAGACCGUGCCAAGAAAACCUGUGGACAACUAGUUGGAAGCAAUUCUGUUUCAAAUAGCUCUCAUAGAAGUUGCUCGCUCUUCUUUGACACUGAAGGACUAAAAAUCCAUUUAUUCCCUGCAGUGCAGACACUCCUUAAGCACCAUUUUUCAAAGACUAAAAGCAAUAUGGAAGUCUGCCACAUAUGAAUGAUGAAUACAGUUCCUACUGACUCUCUCCACAGCAGCAUUCAUAGAAAGGUCCUGUUUCUGAGACCCUUCACCUGGCUGUUAAUGGCUGGCAUUAAGGAUAAAACUUUAUAUGCAACUUUUUGAAUGUUUAAAAGUGUUCAAGCAGUUUGUAAAGUUUGUAGAGUUACCAAACAAAUAGAAAAGGUGUCCUUUUUGACAUCUGUCCAGUUCAGCAAUCCUUCUCCUGAUACAUAGUUAACGUUUGCAAUAAUUCAAAAUUUAUUCAUGAUUAGGGAGGUAAGUAUUUUAUGUGCCUUUCAGAAGAAAACUCCCAAAGCUUACUUGAAAGUUUUUUGUACUUUGUCGUUCUUCUUCCUCACUAUACUCUCUGUUUCUCCCCUUCCUUACAGUUUUCAGUUGUUCUCUCAUUCCUUUUGUUCUAUGCUUGACAGACUUAAUCCUCCUCCUUCUUCAUGUGCUGUAAACUCUCUUCUCCCGUCUCCCCUGAUGUGCAGGGUCUUUGAAUAUCCUUUGGAAGGGCAUUGCCAUCGUAAUGCAGUGGUAUAAAGUAGUCCAGAUGAGAAUGCAGGCCCGUAUUGAGCCAGAUUUUGUCAUCCAGUCUCCAUAGUGAGAGUUCAUUGAUGAUUGGAAGUAUUGAGAACUAGAACUACAGCAUUAUAAGCAGCACAGAGAAUAUUGGUACCAUGUUUUUCACAGUGUUUCACUGCCCAUUCCAUUCCCCUGCUUAUAUGCAAAUGCAUAUGCCCAAACUUUUGAAGCUGGCUUUCAUUUUUUUCUGUUUUUCUUAUGUAUGUACAAAUUAAAUUUGGUAUUAAAAUAGGAAAUGAUUAAUUGGAAAUAAGUGUAUGGAAUUGAAUUUCACAAGCAUGCAAGUUGUUUGAUUGGACUUGUAGAAGAGGUUCCUGUCUUUUUAUCAAACCUGGAAGUUAUUCAUAUUUUACAUUAGGAAUCAGUUUCAGAAAUUUAGCCAUUCAUGAAAAAAGAUACAUUGGAAGAGUCUACAUUAUGAUACGUGCUGUUUUGAUAUGGGCAUACCAUACCCUUACUAUCAUCCUUCUAUGAUUAGCUGUAUUUUUUCAGCUGCAAGAAUUUGAUUGAUAAGCACAUGUGCUCUGGUCUGGAGCAGAUUUGAAGGCAGUACAGACUCAGAGUAUUUACAUUGUGAAAAGGGACAGUAGUCCCUAGAGGCAGCAACACACAGCAGUGUUAAUGAGUAGAUUAGUCUUAAUUUAGGAGAUUUCCCUCCUUGUAUGUGUUUUCAAUGUAACCUCUUUCACUGGCUGGAAUGACAAGAACUACCAUGCAGGUAGUUCUUCAGGGAACUAUCUGAUCAAGAAAAAGGAUGAAGUUAUGGCUUUCUUCCAGUGGUUUUGAUUUUUCCUUGUAAGAAGAGUCUGGCGCACUCUUUUGGCAGGUCUAUAAAAUAGGAAAAGAAAUCCUGACUUUUUCUUUCAUUUUUUUAAAAAACAUAACUAUUUCCUUGAUAUUUCUGGAGCAGAAAUGAGUUGCCAUGCCACUGUGCAAGCCUGCGUUCAAGGGCUUUUGCAAACACAUUCAAAAUGUAUUCUGCUGCCAUUUGGAGCCCUGUAUCCUUUGGCUAUUUCUUUGAUUUAGGUUCAAUUUAAAAAUAGGAAGAAAUUGAUUCAGUUGGUAUCAAGGUAUAGAAGUUAAACAUUCUGUACUAAAAUCUAUCUUUCAAAUGCUGAAAAAAAUAAUGAUAGAACAAAAAUGCCUUCUACCUUAACAACAUCCUAAGAAAACAGUUUGCUGUAAUCCAUCAGCAGGCUGUGAAUUUUUGCUCACUCUCUCUCCUUUCUAAUUCUUCACAUUGAAACUGUUUUAUAUGUCUUGUAAAUAACAGACAAUGACUGAUUUUAUUGCCAAGUGCUACUGUAACAGUUUAGACAAUCCGUACUUUAAAGAAGUGUACUUGACAAACUUAUUUUUAACAGG
Numida meleagris (helmeted guineafowl) is the source of this 7440-nucleotide messenger RNA. It is a transcript of the gene NTRK2, whose product is annotated as neurotrophic receptor tyrosine kinase 2. The record is from RefSeq and is a predicted model, not a curated record. Gene Ontology annotation, cellular component: signaling receptor complex; plasma membrane; neuronal cell body. The coding region runs from base 111 to 1673 and encodes 520 amino acids. The transcript has 14 exons. Gene Ontology annotation, biological process: trans-synaptic signaling by neuropeptide, modulating synaptic transmission; positive regulation of kinase activity; protein phosphorylation. Gene Ontology annotation, molecular function: ATP binding; brain-derived neurotrophic factor binding; axon guidance receptor activity. Lineage: Eukaryota; Metazoa; Chordata; Aves; Galliformes; Numididae.